Clonostachys rhizophaga is the source of this 630-nucleotide messenger RNA. The record is from the annotation of a GenBank genome assembly. NCBI's taxonomy places the organism in Eukaryota, Fungi, Ascomycota, Sordariomycetes, Hypocreales, Bionectriaceae.
AUGUCUCCUAACAGCGACAACGCCAUGGCUCGAUUUCUGUUCGCCAUCUUAAAACAGAAGAACCUCAAAGAUAUCGAUUGGAACCAAGUUGCCAAUGACCCAGUGCUACUCCAACCCAUCACCAACGGCCACGCCGCUAGAAUGCGAUACUCUCGCUUCCGGGCAACUGUCUCCGGCACUGGCACUCAGAAGAGAAACCGAAUCGACUCCAAAGCUCGAGUAACGAAGCCCAAGGGGGGAAGAAGUGGUUCAGUCAAGAGCGAGUCUUGCGAGGGCGACAUCAAGCAAGAACGCUCACCUCCUCACCAUGCACCAAUGAGCCACUACUCGCCAACGCCGACUACAUCCCCUUAUCUGGCAGAUAAUCUCAGCACUCGCUUCUUGACCCCUUGCAGCGACGACAUGGCCAAUGGCUUUCUGGUCAACCCUGCCGCGAUGGAGAGCAUCAACCACCAGCAUGCUCCGAAGUACGCUUCUCCUCUCGACUUCAUCAACUGCCCGCCUCAACCAUACUCGCCUGAAAUGUCGGUGCUUGAUGAUGCUUUCGAUAUGAGCAGCCUCAGCGCAGACAGCGCUCGCCAGUCUCUCGGCGAUCACAGCCCUCUCUGGAACGACAACCUUCCAUUUUGA